CAUAUUCGUGAAUAGUAGAUAUUAAUCAACAAGACAUCAAUGAAUAUAAAGAAAAAACUUGGAUUUAAAUAUCACACUAAAAUGGUUCAAUCAUAAAAAAAUUUCAGUUUCGAUUUGGUUUAUUUUUUAUCUACAAUUUAUAUGUUUCGAGCUGGGUAUAAUAACUGAUAAAUGAAUUUCAUAAAAAUAAAAUCUGUUGCGUGGAUCUUCUAUUGUAAUUUGAGUACACGGAUAUUACAACUUUUCCCAGUCCCAGGCAUGAACAAUUGUUACAAUUAUUUCUUGACAAUGGCGCGGCGUUUUGUGAUUUGACACUUGAAAUCAGUAAAAUCAUUUACGAGUUAUACAAAAUAUGAUGAUUUAUAGUUUAUUUUAUCUUCACAGACCACAACAAGGGUGUGGUUAUCAUUCAAGGCUAUUUCGGCGAAUUAACAUCGUAAUAAAUGGCAAUUGAUGAGAUUGAAAUAUGACAAAUUUCUGUAAUUUGAAACAAUUUGGCUGCUCCGGAACAAACACACACUAGGACAUAUGGCCAAGUUAUAACUACGUCCAAAAAUAUACAUAUUCAGGGCUUUAUUAAGACUGCACACAUGGUAAGUUGGGUUUUUGUAAGUUUUGAAUGAGAGCUAAAGUUUUACUACUGUCAUUUGGUAAUUAGGAGUACGAUGACCCGAUGCAACGCGGACGUAAUGUUUGUUUAACAAUAAAAUUUAUGUAGUUAUUUUGCCGAUGCAGUCUCUUACACUAUUCAAAAUGAUUUAUUAAUUCGCAUGUUUUAUUGUCACAAAGAUAAUCAAACCCAGAACAUGCUCGAUUCAUUUCAAACCAAGAAAAAUUAUCAAUGCGUGUAGGGGGAUUAUGUAAAUAAAGUAAACACACGCCCAUAUCGUUUCGAAUUUUAUGGGAAUAGUAAGCACGAUGUGACGCAAAAUACUGCAAUAUACCAUUUCUAGGAAAAGGCGAGGCUUACGGUAAUUAUUGAAUUUAAAGUUGUAUAAAUGUACCGUUUUGCAUAAAAAUAUUUUGAAGUUGUAAUUGAGUCGUCGGGUGCAAGUUUGGCGAAUGAACGAAAAAAAUGUAUUACUGCAAAGAGUAUGUAAAAGUGGACUAUGUUCAUAAGGACAUAAGCGCGUAUGUUCAACCGAGUAGUUUAGUUAGAGGACGUUGAUUGGUGGAGUAUGAUAGAACAAGUCAUUGCAUACAUUAAUCGAAUAAGUGUAAAUUUACACCUAUAAAACGUAUAGGGUAGUCUUUGUUCGAUUAUGCUCUGCAGAAAUGCCUUAUUCAUCGACAUGCAUUGUGAAUUUCAAAAUAACAUAGACAUAUUACAUUUCACGAUUGGCGGUUUUCGUUCUUCAUUAGUAGCACACAUAUUAAUGAUCGAAUCGAAUCACCAAAUAAUCAAUAUUAAAAUAUUUAUAAGAACAAUCAUAUUUGAUUAUUAUAGCUCUAUAAAAUAAGGGCAACGAACAUAAAUCAGUGCUUUUACCAAAUUUUCAAAAUUCAAAGCACAGGCGUAUAGUAUACGUUGUGGAGCAAAUUUACACCAACAUCACAUACUUUUUUAUUGCGUUUUCACGACUUCUGUCUAAACGAGCUCACGGGCAAUGAGCCUCUUAUAAUCAUGGGGUGACUGAGAUAUAAAAUUACUUAGUCUCGCAUAUAUUACCAAAAUUGUUUGGUGCAAGGGUUAACCGCUAGUCAUGGCUCUAUUUAUUUGAACUAACCAACACAUUAAUCAUAGAGCCAUCUGUUUAUGGAGCUAUAAAACUAUUAAACUUGCAUAUUUCCCUAUUCUUUAAAACUAUAUGAGAUAUUUUAAAGGAGAAUUUUGUGUCAUCGAUAAUUAUAUGUAUUUAAUUUAAUAGCAUAUCUAUUUUGAAUUCCCGCUCAACCUAAAAUACAUAUGGAUUUCACGAAACUUUUCGCAUUUCUCACAUUUGUGGCAAUUUGUCAGGGACAUAGUGACAUUGCACAAAAUUUAGCUCGACUUAUUCAGCACGUUGCAAAUCCAGAUGAACUGUAUAUUCCACCAACACGGGAGACGCCUCAGAACAAAGAGAAGACAACGCAGCAUAGAGCUGUUGGCGAUCCUCCGAAAGUUAUGACAACGUCAGGCGAAGCGGAAGGUAUUUCAAAUGACAUUGGACACGCGUUUUAUCAGAUUCCAUAUGCGGAGCCACCAAUAGGGCUCCUGAGGUGGCAGCCGCCGGUACCAAUUCAAAAUCCAACGGCUUUCACGGCAUCUGUUAACGAAGGACUCCAAUGUCAUCAGUUUGAGGUUGACUGCUUACUUCCGACUACAAUCAUUGAGUGUCGCAAAAUUAACAUGGAUGAAGAUUGUUUAGUUUUAAACGUGUUUGUCCCGAAGUACAUCGAUUUAUUCAAUUCGACUUUUCCGCCUACUGAAAGACUACCUGUGAUGUUUUACAUCCAUGGUGGAUUUUUUUACGCCGGAGCUGGAACAAGAACGUCCUUAGAUGGACAAGAGUUAGCCAAUGUUACAAACACAGUAGUAGUCACCAUCAACUAUCGUCUUGGUCCAUUGGGAUUUUUAUACCACGUAGAAGAAGGAAAGGAUGAUAUUAAUGGAAAUCAAGGGCUGAAAGAUCAACAACUUGCCAUGAAAUGGGUUCAAGAUAACAUUGCUAACUUUGGGGGAGAUAAGACAAAGGUAACUUUAUUUGGAAACAGUGCAGGAGCGCAAUCGAUCAUGUUUCAUACAUUAUCCGAUGUCAGUAAAAGUUUGUACUCUGGUGCAAUUCAACAAAGUAAUCCAGCUGUCUUCAAAUAUCCUACCCCAGAAGAAUCUUUAAAGAUUACCGGCUAUCUCACCACUAGCUUACGAUGCAAUGAAAGUGAAUCUAUGCGUGAUUGUUUGAUGGAUGCGGAACCCAGAGCCAUAAUUAACCGGCUGGUACCGGUGAGCGGUCUGGCUCUUCUGAACGGCGACGUCGACACCUUAAUCGAGCCAUAUCGUCCACUCAUUGACGGAGUAGAAUUUACUAAGCAACCUUUGGCAUUAUUCAAAGAUGGAAAGUGGAAUUCAGAAAAAAAUAUGAUUGUUGGAGUAACUACGGAAGAACUAGAAGAUAUCCAGUUUUAUCUUCCUGAAAAUCUAACCGUUGGAAGAAGUCUUUUUACGGUUGUCAACUACAUUAUAUUUGGUCCGGAAAAAACAGACACAGUUGUAAAGAAGUAUGAAACAGACUAUCCACCUGGCCCAGGAGAAGAUUGGGCAGUUACCUUUGGAAUUGAAAUGACGCAUCUAUUUUUUAUAUGUCCUAGCAGGGCCAUGGCCAGAUAUGCUUCGGAAAGUACAACGGGCGAAAAGAAAGUUUAUUUCUUCGCAGACGACCAUCCUGUACUGGAUAGAGUAUGUGUUGAAAGGAAUGACGGAAAUGCAGAAAAUUGUUAUUAUGCGACACACGCAGACGAAAUUGAAUUUGUAUUCAGAACAACAAAUAGCAUCCUGACAGACGAUCUUAUCGUUGAAGAUCAGUUCAGUACUUACUGGGGAAGUUUUGCUAGAACAGGAAAUCCAUCAAACAAUCUUGAAACCCCGUUAGGAGAUUAUCCGGAUUGGCCGCAUUAUACUUCUCAAAACGGAAGUUUUCUCAAGUCGAUAAAAUUAUCGGUCAACGAAGAGAGAAGUUACGACAUAGGGCAAAUUUAUGGAAAAAUUUUACCAAUUUUGGUACAAUCCAAUAACAUAGAUGAAAAGACUGUGGAAAUGUGGCAGAAUAUACGCAUAAAAGCGCCGAUCAGUGAAAUUGAAACCGAAUAUGAAGAUGACAUUUGUGACUUUUGGGAUAGCAUAGGAUAUUACAUGGAUCCGAUACCUUUGCCUACAACUACAACAAUCUCAACAACGACCACUGAAGGGAAUCCUACGGAACCACCCCCUGAGACAACAACAAGCAAUGCGAGGCCGCUGACGUAUUCAACUGUUCUCAAUCUUGUGUUCUUCUCCAUCUUUAUCUUCAUGCCCUAACACAAAUCCUAAAUAAAAUACCUACUGUCUUGAAUUCUAA
Molecule: messenger RNA, 4034 nt
Organism: Styela clava
Lineage: Eukaryota; Metazoa; Chordata; Ascidiacea; Stolidobranchia; Styelidae
Product: crystal protein-like
Source: RefSeq, a predicted model, not a curated record